AUAUUUACUUGUCGUCUUACACACCUCAAGGGUUUCAUUUCUAUCGCUGUCGUAUCCACUCGCUAUGAUGUCCGGACUUUUACAGAAAUCAAUCAUUGCGACGAUCGCGUUGUAUUCAACGUACCUUACGACGGCCUUUUCGCUGUCGGCACCGACUCUCGCGCGCCCGCAAUCGUCGACUGUUUUGUCCAUGGCAACCGAUGGUGGCGAUCAGGAUUUUAUGCGGUGGGCUCGAGCUUCCCGUUCCGCACAAUCCGAAGAUAAUGUGGUCGAACUACUCCGUCCGCUCGGUCUGGUUCUAAAUGAAGAUGAGCAGGGGAACGUGUACGUGGAAACCGUCGCACCAAAAGGCAACGCCGCACGAGCCGGCAAGAUCAAAGAAGGUGACAUUGUCACAAUGUGCAGCGCGACUUUCGGCGACGACAUGUGGAGUACACGAGGCGUCGGUCUCACCCGUGUCUUGGCCGCCAUUCGGGUCCGGGCAGGAGCCAAGGUGAAGCUGGUGGUGGAAAGUCCGGCCAAAGCCAAAAAGAAGCGGACGGAAACAACAAAACAGAUCCAAGUUCGGGAAGAAGCCCAAAAGGCGGCACAGCGGAAAAAAGACUCGUUGCUGGCCGAGUUGGAACAGGAUGAGAAAAAGUUGAAAAAAGGGGGCAAAUUCUUUGGCUUGUUUUAAGCUAUGUCUGGUCGAAUUCAAGUUGCGAUCAAACUCCAAGGAAUACUAAGAAGAAAUUUAACAAAACGCUAACAGUAAUAGUAACUGUAUUACAAAG
Phaeodactylum tricornutum CCAP 1055/1 is the source of this 773-nucleotide messenger RNA. RefSeq lists its product with no specific name. Gene Ontology annotation, molecular function: protein binding. NCBI's taxonomy places the organism in Eukaryota, Bacillariophyta, Bacillariophyceae, Surirellales, Neidiaceae. The transcript has 2 exons. The record is from RefSeq and is a predicted model, not a curated record. Bases 65 to 676 code for a protein of 203 amino acids.